This is a messenger RNA of Owenia fusiformis, 872 nucleotides long. The record is from the annotation of a GenBank genome assembly. Lineage: Eukaryota; Metazoa; Annelida; Polychaeta; Sabellida; Oweniidae.
UAAGGAAGUAUAGAACUACAUAUGCGAUUGUCUUGGUGUUAGCCAUGAUAAUCGGAACCAAUACAGCAUUUGGUGAGACAAUAGGCAGCUGUCAUAAGAGAGAGAAGAUGUUGUGUAAAAAAAGAGACAUCACCAGUUUAUGGAAGGAACUGUCUGAUGAACUUAGUGAACUGAAAGAGGAGAUGGUUAACAUAAAGGAAACUGUGAAUGGUUUGAAGAAGGAUGAACUUGGUGAAUUGAAACAGGAGAUUCUUGACAUAAAAGAAACUGUGAAUGAUCUGAAGAAGGGUGAACUCGGUGAAUUGAAAGAGGAGAUGGUUGACACAAAGGAAACCCUGAAUGAAUUAAAGAAGGAUAUACUGGGGACCAAGAAUCAAAUUCGGGUUGGACCUCAUAUGGACUGCAGUGAAGACAAGAACUUCACUGGUGCUAGAAUAAUCCAGCCACAUGGACAAAAGGCAUUCAGAGUAUACUGUAGUGGUGGGUGUGUCUACAUAGCCAGGCGCUUUGACGGGAGUGUUGAUUUCUACAGAGGCUGGGCAGAGUAUCAAAGAGGGUUUGGUAGCCCAGGAGGAGAAUAUUUCAUUGGGUUGGACAACCUACAUGGUCUAUUAAAUCAAAGUAAAUACAGUCUCACAGUUGAACUUACCACGUGGCCACCACAGAGUGAAACACGUCAUGCUAAAUACUCUGUAUUUGAUGUGAGUGAUGAAAGUGAUAACUACAGACUGACAAUUGGAAGUUAUAGUGGCACUGCAGGGAACUCACUUUCUUGGCACACUGCGAUACGCAAACCCCCCCACUCUAUUCCAUCUCAAGCCUUGGCAGCUCGCUACCACUUAGAGAGAAAACGACACAUAACAGUAUUUUAA